AUGUUGAGAGUUAAGGCAAAAAUAACCGUUGAAGAUGCUAUUAAAAGUAAAGCUGACAAAGAUGAACUUGACGCAACGAACAAAGUUUUGAAAUCUCAUAAACACAAUAUCUCCGAUAUAAAUGAACUUCAAGCUACAUUAAAUAGUAAAGCAGACAAGAACCAUACACAUGAAUCCUUCACUACUGUUAGAGCAGACGACAUAAUAUUGAACUAUACCCUUGGUUCAAGUGCACCUUUAGAGAAUCCGAGUACAAGCGUAAAAGAUACACUAAACUCCUUAAAUAACAAAUGUAUAAAUAUCGAAGGUCAUGUCAGAAACUUUGAAACAUAUAAACUACCAGCAAUGUUAGAUAAAAAAGCAGAUAAAGAACAUACACAUAACUCCUUCUCAACUGUUGCUAUAGAAAGUAUUGAAGGAACGGUUGGCGGAACUGGUGGGGAUGCAUUAUAUUAUAAACCUCCUAACUUUCCACAAGGUUUAACAUCGAAUGAAAACAUAACAACGAAGAAAGAAAUUAGCUGUAAAAAUGUUUAUGUCAUGGAUGAUGAAAAUAAUGUUAAAUUCACUGCUCAAGAUUUAUAUGAUAAGAAAGCAGACAAAACAGAGCUUCAAACAUUAAAGACUGAAAUACUUCAAACAUUAUAUCCUGUUGGUUCUAUUUAUACGUCAAUGAACUCAACAAAUCCAGCAACAGUUUUAGGUUUUGGUACGUGGCAGCAGAUUGUAGAUAAAUUCUUAUACUGUGCUAACUCUUCAAAGCAAACAGGAGGUUCGAAGAAAAUUAAAGAAGCAAACCUUCCACCGCACACUCAUACAGGAACGACAAACUUUUCUGGCGACCAUUGCCACUCAUUAAGAGACCACCCAUUAUACAACUCAGAGUAUGAAGCUGGCCAUGACGUUUUAUCUCCAUCUUAUAACAAUUCAGCAAAAAAGAUUUUUCGACAAACUGAACCGGGAGGAAAUCAUUCACACACUUUCACAACAAAUCCAACAGGCUCGGAUGCAGAUUAUAUGCCACCAUUUGUGACUAUAUUCGCAUGGUACCGCGUUCAAUGA
Trichomonas vaginalis G3 is the source of this 1062-nucleotide messenger RNA. Its product is annotated as keratin-associated protein family. The transcript has a single exon. NCBI's taxonomy places the organism in Eukaryota, Parabasalia, Trichomonadida, Trichomonadidae. Bases 1 to 1062 code for a protein of 353 amino acids. The record is from RefSeq and is a predicted model, not a curated record.